Messenger RNA from Durotheca rogersii, 1830 nucleotides. Its product is annotated as FAD dependent oxidoreductase. Gene Ontology annotation, molecular function: D-amino-acid oxidase activity; FAD binding. NCBI's taxonomy places the organism in Eukaryota, Fungi, Ascomycota, Sordariomycetes, Xylariales, Xylariaceae. The record is from RefSeq and is a predicted model, not a curated record. The coding region runs from base 345 to 1430 and encodes 361 amino acids. The transcript has 4 exons.
CCUUGGCGGGUGAUCUAAUAUGGAUUGGUCCUAAACCGGACUCACAGUAGCGGGAGACUCCGUAGGUGGUGAUGGACCACGGCUGCUCCCUUGGUGCGGCCGAGGGACGGCGUGCGGAGACCAAUCGAACGAUAGUGACAAUCCCACAGUCACCUUCUACUGCAACAAGCACUCUUGGGGGCCUUGAGGCAGUAUUCUCUAUGACCAGCCUCGCAUCUUAGCUUAUACACAGCAUCCUUUGUGUUCGGGACAUAGCGCGGGCACUAAUAUACGGCCUCGGCCUGAUACAUCGAUUCAAGCACGCUCAGCCUCUAAUAUUUUCUGAUCCAACACGAGAAGAAAAAAUGACGAACAUCGUUGUUAUCGGCGCCGGUGUGUCUGGCAUCACAUCGGCCUACCUGCUGUCGAAGCAGAAGGGCAAUGUCAUCACAGUCGUAGCCAAGCACAUGCCGGGCGACUACGACAUCGAGUACGCGUCGCCGUGGGCCGGCGCGAAUGUUCUACCAAUGUCCCAUGAGAAGGACAGCCGGUGGGAGCGCCGCACCUGGCCCGAGAUAAAACGUCUCGCCACCGAGGUGCCCGAAGCCGGGAUCCAUCUGCAGCAGACCAUCCUAUACCGGCGGGAGAAGGAUCUCGAGGAGAUACGCAAGGGGGGCUACAACUUCGACGGCCUGUUCGCCGAGGACCCGUGGUACAAGACGCUGUUCGACAACUACCGGGAGCUGGGGCCGUCGGAGCUGCCGGCGGGGGUGGCGUCGGGGUGCGAGUUCGGGUCGGCGUGCAUCAACGUGAUGCUGUACCUGCCGUGGCUCGUGGGGCAGUGCCGGGCGAACGGGGUGGUGUUCCGGCGGGGGCGGGUCGGGCACGUGGCGGAGGGCGCGGGGCUGCACCACACGGGGGCGGCGGCGGACGUGGUGGUGAACGCGACGGGGCUGCUGGCGUCGCAGCUGGGCGGGGUGCGCGACGCGGCGGUGGUGCCGGUGCGCGGGCAGGUGGUGGUGGUGCGCAACGAGGCGCCGCACAUGGCGGCGGUGUCGAGCGCGGGCGACGCCGCCGCCGAGGCCGACGGCGAGGUCACCUACGUGAUGACGCGCGCGGCCGGCGGCGGCACCGUCCUCGGCGGCACCUACCAGCGCGGCCGCUGGGAGAGCCAGCCCGACCCCAACUGCGCCGCCCGCAUCCUGCGCCGCGCCGUCGCCCUCGUCCCCGGCCUCGUCCCCCCCGGCGCCGGCCCCGAGGCCCUCGACAUCGUCCGCCACGGCGUCGGCCUCCGCCCCUACCGCGACGGCGGCGCCCGCGUCGAGCGCGAGAACGUCGCCGGCGUCUGGGUCGUGCACAACUACGGCCACGGCGGCUGGGGCUACCAGGCCUCGUACGGCUGCGCCGAGGACGUCGUCGCACUGGUGGGCGAGAUCGCCGCGCUCGCGUGAGGACGUGGUGGCCUAUAUAUAUAUAUCUACGCUACCCAGGUCGGCGCACUAGCUGGUUUGUGUUCCUGUCUACGUGUGGUAGGUAGGCCCUGUUGGAGGCAGGUUGAGAGGUUGAACGUCACGGGGCAGAGGGGUAAACUGGCACACAUCUAAGGGUCUGUUCACCAUCUGCCUAUUCAAAAGAAAAUAUUUCUGAUGCAUAAACGGAAAUAUUUCUGUGUCAGUCUUAAGUACCGCAGAUAUCUAGGAGGUAGGCAUGUGUAGGUGGGUGGGUGAGCUGUAGAUGUAGGGGUCAAGGAUAUCCCAGGUAUGGAGACAGCGACAGGUGUCAAAAACUAGUGCCAGCUGUCACAGGAUCACAAUCUAGCAUGUGUGAUGUACUUGACAAUGCCUCUGACAG